AUGGCAACGCCUGCAAACGAGGGCGACCAGAGCGACGGCAGCCACGGAAACAGGCCUAUCAACAAGACGAAACGGUCAAGAUGGGCAACGCGCAAGCUGACGGUCAAGAGCAGCAAGGUCAAGCGGCUGUCGCUCCUGGGCCGCACGCACAACACAAGACACUCCAACGAGAACAAGAAGGCGUCUGGAGGCUCCGAGUCACUACGGCAGCCAAAUCAAGACCAUGGCGGCCCAGAAGAAGAGGAGACCGAGGAUUCCGGGCCCGGGCCCAGGACUCUAUAUUUCAACCUGCCGCUCCCUGACGACUUGAAGGACGAGGAUGGUGAACCGGCGCAAACAUACGCGCGAAACAAGAUCCGCACAGCGAAAUACACGCCGCUGUCCUUUAUACCCAAGAAUCUGUACUUCCAAUUCCACAACGUGGCCAAUAUCUUCUUCUUGUUCAUCACUGUAAUUGCUUGCUUCCCUAUAUUCGGCGUUAACAAUCCCGGCCUCAACUCUGCUCCUCUGAUAUUCAUCAUUGCAGUCACAGCAGUCAGAGAUGCUAUCGAGGAUCGGCGGCGGACCAUCUCGGAUAAACAGCUCAACAACUCCCCAGUUUAUCGGCUGUGCGGCUGGGAUAACGUCAAUGUGAAGGAAGACAACGUAUCGAGUUGGAGAAAGACGAAGAAAGCUACCUCAAGAUUUCUAGACAUCAUUUGGCAUUCCAUCGAGAGCUUGUGGAAGAGGAAAAACAAGGGCAAGGGGGCAACCGGCAUCGGGCAUGAUGGUCCCCGCGCGUCGAUCGAGACGACAAGGACUCGUCCGGAAUCUAUCAUAUCCCCCUACACGGAGAGAACGUCGUUUGUUUCGGCCCGUGAAAAUAUCCAGAUGACGCCAGUUCCGUCUCCACAUCCUCGGCCGGACCAGCUUCAGCCGCAGCCUCAGCUCCAGGACCCCCGGGAGCGGCCAACCUCGGCCUUUUCCUUCCAGCCCAGCGAGGUCAACAUACGAACAGUCAAGACAGACUUGAUCAACUAUGACAUUCAAGCCCCAGGCAAAGCACGCUUCCAUCGGAGUGCGUGGAAAGACCUCCAAGUCGGUGACUUUGUGCGAAUAUAUAAUGAUGACGAGUUCCCCGCUGAUGUUAUCAUCCUGGCGAGCUCGGAUCCCGAAGGCGCCUGCUACAUCGAGACCAAAAACCUGGAUGGGGAGACCAACCUGAAGUACCGGCAGGCUCUUCGCUGUGGGCGAUCUCUCAAACAUGCGAAGGAUUGUGAAAGAGCACAGUUCCGGAUCGAAAGUGAAGCACCACAACCUAACCUCUACAAGUAUAAUGCCGCCAUCAAGUGGAAUCAGAAGAUCGCAGGCCAAUCGCAUGAGAUGUCAGAACCUGUCACGAUCGAUAACGUCCUCUUACGAGGCUGCAAUCUGAGAAAUACGGAAUGGGCUCUCGGCAUCGUCAUAUUCACUGGUCACGACACGAAGACCAUGAUGAACGCAGGGAUAACCCCUAGUAAGCGGGCUCGCAUCUCCAGGGAGCUAAACUUCAACGUCAUCUGUAACUUUGGCGUCCUGUUCAUCAUGUGCCUUAUUGCCGCCGUCGCUAACGGCGUCGCCUGGGGACAGAACGAUGCAUCACUGCAUUAUUUCGACUUCGGGUCUAUUGGAGGAUCACCAGGCAUGAGUGGGUUCACCACAUUCUGGGCGUCCAUGAUCCUCUUCCAGAACUUGGUUCCAUUAUCGCUCUAUAUCUCGGUCGAGAUCGUGCGAACUCUUCAGGCCGUUUUCAUCUACAGCGAUGUAGAGAUGUGGUAUGAUCCGAUCGGGCAGCCGUGCGUACCGAAGUCAUGGAAUUUAUCCGACGACUUGGGUCAAAUUGAGUACAUCUUUUCCGAUAAGACGGGGACCCUGACCCAGAACGUCAUGGAGUUCAAGAAAGCAACUAUAAACGGGCAGCCCUAUGGCGAGGCGUACACCGAGGCCCAGGCUGGAAUGCAGAAGCGGCUGGGAAUUGAUGUGGAAAAGGAAGGUGAAUUGGCAAGAGCUGAGAUCGCCGAGGCUAAAGUAAAGGUGCUCAAGGAUCUUCGGGAGCUUUACGCCAACCCUUAUCUGCAUGAUGAAGACCUGACCUUUAUUGCCCCGGACUUCGUGGAGGACCUCUCCGGAAAGCACGGGCCUGAACAGCAGCACGCUACCGAACGAUUCAUGCUGGCACUUGCGCUCUGCCACACAGUCAUCGCUGACAAGGUCCCAGGAGACGUGCCAAGGAUGACAUUCAAGGCACAGUCACCGGACGAGGCCGCACUCGUCGCAACAGCCCGUGACAUGGGCUUCACAGUUCUCGGAAACACUAGCGAGGGCGUAAAUCUGAACGUCAUGGGCGAGGAGAAGCACUACCCCAUCUUGAACGUAAUCGAGUUCAAUUCGUCCCGUAAGCGUAUGAGUGCUAUUGUCAGGAUGCCAGACGGCAAGAUUAUACUCUUCUGUAAGGGUGCAGACAGCGUCAUCUACUCACGGCUGAGGCGGGGAGAGCAAGCUGAGCUGCGUAAGAGAACCGCUGAGCAUCUCGAAAUGUUUGCCAGAGAAGGUCUCCGGACCCUCUGCAUUGCAGAGCGGGUAUUGGACGACGAAGAAGAAUACUACGACUGGCGUAAGAUACACGAUGCUGCCGCCACAGCACUUGAAGAGCGCGAGGAGAAACUGGAGCAGGCAGCCGACUUGAUAGAGCAAGAACUGACACUCUUAGGUGGAACAGCCAUCGAGGACCGACUACAAGACGGAGUUCCGGAUACCAUCGCACUACUAGGCGACGCAGGCAUCAAACUCUGGGUGUUAACCGGCGACAAAGUGGAGACGGCCAUCAACAUCGGAUUUUCGUGUAACCUCCUGAACAACGACAUGGAGCUCAUUCGUCUUCGGGUCGAAGAGGAUGAGAACGGUAACACUCCGGACGAGGAAUUCAUUGGCCUGAUACGGGCUGAGCUUGACAAGCACCUAGCGGUGUUCAACCUCACAGGGAGUGACCAAGACCUAGCGGAAGCCCGACAUAAUCACGAGCCACCAGGCCCGACGCAUGGCUUGGUCAUCGACGGUUUCACCCUCAGGUGGGCACUGCGUGACGAGCUGAAGCAGAAAUUCCUCCUCCUCUGCAAGCAGUGCAAGUCGGUUCUGUGCUGCCGCGUCAGUCCGGCCCAGAAAGCCGCUGUCUGCGCCAUGGUGAAGACAGGUCUUGACGUCAUGACUCUGUCGGUGGGAGAUGGUGCAAACGACGUUGCCAUGAUCCAGGAGGCAGAUGUGGGUGUCGGUAUCGCGGGAGUUGAGGGUCGCCAGGCCGUCAUGUCGUCCGACUACGCCAUCGGCCAGUUCCGAUUCCUCCAGAGACUGAUACUGGUUCACGGUAGAUGGUCCUAUCGAAGACUGGCCGAAACCAUCAGCAAUUUCUUCUAUAAGAACAUUAUUUGGGUGUUCACACUCUUUUGGUUUCAAGUCUUCUGUAACUUUGACAUCACUUACGUCUUCGACUAUACCUAUAUCAUCCUCAUUAAUCUGCUCUUCACCUCAGUCCCGGUCGUCCUUAUGGGCGUUUUUGAUCAGGACGUCUCGGACACUGUCUCGCUAGCCGUGCCUCAGCUAUAUCGCCGCGGCAUCGAGAGGCUGGAGUGGACUCGAAGAAAGUUCUGGCUCUACAUGGUUGACGGCUUCUACCAAUCCAUCAUGUGCUUCUUUAUUCCGUACCUUACCAUCACUGGCGGCCCGUUUGCUUCCGUCAACGGUUUGGAUGUGGCGGAGCGAACACGCCUUGGUUGUUAUAUUGCUCACCCGGCCGUGUUUACCAUCAACCUGUACAUCCUCAUCAACUUGUACCGGUGGGACUGGCUGAUGCUUCUGGUCAUCGCCGUCAGUGAUCUGUUCAUCUUCUUCUGGACGGCCGUCUACGGAUCCAAUAUGUCUGGGGCAGCCUUUUAUCAGGCGGCGCCACAAGUCUACGGGCAGCUAUCGUUCUGGGCAGUCAUGCUCAUUACGCCAGUCGUAUGCAUACUCCCUCGAUAUGCGAUCAAGGCGCUGCAGAAGGUGUAUUGGCCGUACGACGUCGACAUCAUCAGGGAGCAGGUACAGCAAGGAAAAUUCGACCGCCUCCAUCCGGCCAAGGAAGCGGAGGAGAAGGGACUAGAGGGCACAGCCUCGGGGUCAUCGGAUUCGUCCAAGAAGGGCAAGCACGCGCAAUAUCCCAGCGUGGACGAAGACAGGCGACCGAUCUAUCCGCCGUCAGUUGCGACGCAUAAUACGCGGACACAGAACGGCAGCGACGGAACCAACUCCACGCAUCACGAUGCGCCAUCGGUGGAGAUGCCGGUUCGAACGUCGAUAGACAGGGCCAGGCCGUCGUAUGAUCGAAUUAGGGUCUCGAUGGAUCGAGUGCGGGCGAGCUACGAAGCUAGCCACGACUUUACCACAGCGGCACGACUCACCAGGAUCGAGUCGUCGCACUCUGCGAACAACUCGCGCAACCGUGCGGCGGCCAACAGCAGUCGAGGUUUCAUGCAGGGGCGGCUUCGAGGCCUCCCCAUUAUAUCCAACAAGAGCAGACACUGA
Molecule: messenger RNA, 4575 nt
Organism: Hyaloscypha bicolor E
Lineage: Eukaryota; Fungi; Ascomycota; Leotiomycetes; Helotiales; Hyaloscyphaceae
Product: P-type ATPase-like protein
Exons: 3
Coding region: 1-4575 (1524 amino acids)
Biological process (GO): phospholipid translocation
Cellular component (GO): plasma membrane
Molecular function (GO): magnesium ion binding; ATP binding; ATP hydrolysis activity
Source: RefSeq, a predicted model, not a curated record